GUUGAAGUUAAUUACGAGAAAAAAAAGUCUGCUGACUUUAUUUUUUUUCUCAGUUGCUCAGCGUUCGUUUUGUCGACAGACACUGAAACAUCUCAUCUCCAUCUGGAAUAACUUUACAUCUUUUAAAACAGCCUGCAUCUUCAAAAAAACUCCUGUAGACUCGAUCCAUCUUGACACGCCUGCGUGUGCGUGCGUGCACGAGUGCCUCCAUGUUGCCUCCGGCGAAGAAUGACAGGAUCAUCACACACCUCCCCAAGUGCUUCAGUCCCCGAGCGGCGCUGCACACCAAAGACGUCUUCCAUCCCGACGUGAAGGCCGCGUGUCGUGACCACAGGGAGGAUGCCGUCAGCUUUAACGUGGCCAAAGUCAUCGUGGUGGGCGACGUCUCUGUCGGGAAAACAUGCUUGGUCAGCAGGUUCUGCAGGGGCGCCUUCGAUAGGAACUACAAGGCCACCAUCGGUGUGGACUUUCAGAUGGAGCGCUUCGAGGUGCUCGGCGUCCCCUUCAGUUUGCAGCUGUGGGACACGGCAGGCCAGGAGCGCUUCAAGUGCAUCGCCUCCACGUACUACAGAGGAGCUCAAGCCAUCAUUGUGGUGUUUGACUUGAGCAGAGCCAGCUCCUUAGUGCACGCCAGGCAGUGGCUGGAGGACGCAAUGAGGGAGAACGACCCCUCCAGCGUUCUACUCUUCCUUGUGGGCACCAAGAAAGACCUCAGUUCCCCUGAGCUGCUGGCUGACGUGGAGCAGGAAGCCAUCAGACUCUCAGAGGAAAUCAGGGCGGAGUACUGGGCCGUUUCUGCAAAGUCAGGGGACGGCAUCACAGAUUUUUUCCUGCGUGUGGCCUCUUUGACCUUUGAGGCCAACGUCCUGUCUGAGCUGGAGAAAGGCAGCUCCAGGAGCGCGGGGGACAUCAUCAAGAUCACAAGCAGCAAAGAAGACAAGCGCAGGCUUGCCAGGAGGAAGUCCAACUGCUGCUGACGAGAGAAGAGGAGCAUCACAGCAAACGUGGACUCGUAAAUGGACACGUAGCAGCUACCGUCAUGUGUAAAUAUGAUGAAUAAAAAAAAAU
Molecule: messenger RNA, 1068 nt
Organism: Dunckerocampus dactyliophorus (ringed pipefish)
Lineage: Eukaryota; Metazoa; Chordata; Actinopteri; Syngnathiformes; Syngnathidae
Gene: rab34b
Product: RAB34, member RAS oncogene family b
Exons: 11
Coding region: 210-977 (255 amino acids)
Biological process (GO): phagosome-lysosome fusion; endocytosis
Molecular function (GO): GTPase activity; GTP binding
Source: RefSeq, a predicted model, not a curated record